AUGUUUCUGCUAUUUCUGCUCCUCAUGAACGUUUCCCAGCAUGCUCUGGCUGUGGAGGUAGAAGGAAAUACAGAGGCAGAGUCUGUCCAGCUGCCCUGUCAGCACUCAGGUUUCAUACCUGACGACAAUCCCACAGUGACUUGGACCCGCAAUGAUCUCGAUCCCACAACCGUCCACGUACGACGAAAAGAAGGAGAUGAUCUUAAAGGACAAAACCGGAGUUACAGCAGGCGCACGUCGAUGAGGCCUGAUGCUCUGGACUCUUUAGACUUCAGCCUCACUCUGAGAAAACCACAACUGACCGACAGCGGCAAAUAUAGCUGCACCCUCAGUGAUGGGAGGAAAGAACGGACACUGACAGAUGUACAGCUGCAGGUCAAAGCUGACAGAGAGGAGGUGGAUUCAGGGGUGGCGUCUGUCCAGCUGCCCUGCAAAACCACACAUCAUCUGGCUGAAGAUGCUAAAGUGGAGUGGAUGGACAGUGGUAAUCAUAGGGUCCAUGUAUUUCAAGAUGGCCUGGACCAGCCAGAUGAACAGAAUGGAGACACACAAGUCUACACCUGCACCGUCUACAGCAGGGAGGGAAACAUCCUGCUGAUGAAACAAGUGAAGCUCUAUGUCAGAGAAUACAAAUCCAACAUCAUAAUAAUCACACUGGCAUGCGUCAUUGUUGCGAUCAUCAUUUCUAUUCCUCAAAAAGCAAACCGCCUCAUAGAUCAAUCAGCUCCAAGUCAGAGAAACACAGGACGCAGGGGCAGUGAAAGUGGAGAGGUCGGUCUUCAGGAGGCCACAGUGGAGUGA
Maylandia zebra (zebra mbuna) is the source of this 801-nucleotide messenger RNA. The record is from RefSeq and is a predicted model, not a curated record. NCBI's taxonomy places the organism in Eukaryota, Metazoa, Chordata, Actinopteri, Cichliformes, Cichlidae.